UGCACAAUGGAAGAUCAUUUGCGAAACGAGAAAAAUCUUAGACGAUCAAAAACAGAGAAAAAACUGCUUCGAAGACAAAAAAAGACGGGUCAUACACUACUCAGACACGAAGGCAUUAGCAUCGUGUCGCAUCCUACCAAGUGUCUGGUGGUGUCGAAUGGGGGGUUGGGGAAUGGAGUAAGCAGAGAGCUGCUGUUGGAGCUCCUAAAGGAUGGGGGCACUGUUGAAUCAAUCCUCAUGCCUCCUAAUAAACCAUAUGCUUAUGUCACAUAUGCAUCACUUGAGGAGGGUCAGAAUGCCCAAGGACUCCUUAAUGGGCGGGUCCUCAGAUGCCACGAUCAAGACAUCACUCUGUACCUCAGCUUUGUUGAGAAUGUGGGUGGUGAGGUUAGUGGGAGUUGUGCUCUACCUCCUGGACUUUCUGUGUGGGAGGAGUUUGUAUCUCCAGAAGAGGAGGCUCAGCUGCUGCAGGCUGUGGAUUGGCUGUCCCUCAAUGAUGAUGUGACAGUGCAGCAGGAACUGAGGCACAGGAGAGUGAAGCAUUAUGGAUAUGAGUUUCGAUAUGAUAAUAACAACGUGGACAAAGAAAAACCUUUAACUGGAGGUUUACCGGCUCAGUGUGACGCCAUGCUGCACAGAUGUCUGUCUGAAGGGCACAUCAGUGUUCUUCCUGACCAGCUCACAGUCAACCAGUACCAGAGCGGACAAGGAAUCCCACCCCAUGUGGACACCCAUUCAGCAUUUGAGGACACCCUCCUCUCCCUUAGCCUGGGAGAAAAGACUGUAAUGGAUUUCCGCCACCCUGGUGGCCAAUCUGUGGCUGUGGUGCUGCCAGGCCGAAGUCUCCUGGUGAUGAAGGGGGAGAGUCGUUACCUUUGGACCCAUGGGAUAACACCUAGGAAGUUUGAUGUGGUACCUGCUUCAAAGGACGAAGGUUCAGGAGUGGUAACAUCUGAUCCCAGCAACCUGACGCUGAGCCGCCGUGGUACGAGGACUUCGUUCACUUUUCGCAAAGUCCGACACACCCCGUGCGACUGUGCAUACCCAUCUGCUUGUGAUAGCCAGCGCCCAUCCUCGCUGCCCUCUCUUCCCGUUGCCAGCAGUGAUGCGUGUCGUCUGGAGGCACAGUAUGUUCACCAUGUAUAUGAGGAAAUCUCCACCCACUUCAGCAGUACACGCCACUCCCCCUGGCCGCGUGUCCGCGAAUUCCUGCUCUCAAUCCCACAUGCUGCUUUGCUGGCUGACAUUGGCUGUGGCAAUGGUAAAUACCUGGGCAUCAAUCCACAGGUGAUCUCGGUGGGUUGUGACCGCAGUGUGAACCUAGCAUCAAUCUGCACUGAGCGCGGGUACCAGGCGUUUGUGUGUGACGCCCUGUCUGUACCACUUCGUAGCACCAGUUUUGAUGCCUGCCUCUCCAUUGCUGUCAUCCACCAUUUCUCCACCCAGGAGAGAAGAUUGGCUGCCAUCAAAGAGUUAGUGCGGCUGCUGAAUGUGGGGGGUCGAGCUCUGAUCUACGUGUGGGCCAUGGAACAAGACUACAUGGACCAGAAAUCCAAGUACCUCAAAGCAAAGAGGAACCUGGAAAAUGUGGAACCUAGAACAAAGGGAGGUGAUUCUAGAAUAGAUCUUAGCAAAACUGAACAAAGAACUGUGACAGAUCAUAGGGACUUUGGAACUGAGACCAACAGUUCAAAUCUGAAACAGCAGCAAGCAGGGAAAGUAAGUUCAAGUCCAACCUGCACCAGUGAGAACAGUAACAGUAUGGGUCAGCACAAGUUAAACAUUCACACUAACCGUACAGUCUUUGUUUCUCAGGACCUUCUAGUACCAUGGCACCUUAAAGGUGACAAGGGUUGCACUGAGGAAGGUGCCUUAGAUAAAGCAGCUAGCCAACACCUUGUGUUUCACCGUUAUUACCAUGUGUUCCAGGAGGGGGAGCUAGAAAAGCUUUGCUGCCUAGUGAAAGGUGUGAAGGUACUGGAUAGUUAUUAUGAUCAAGGAAACUGGUGUGUUGUGUUGGAGAAAAUUUGUGACCUUUAAACUAAUAACAUAGCCUAAUAAAAUUAAUUGAUUUU
Electrophorus electricus (electric eel) is the source of this 2075-nucleotide messenger RNA. It is a transcript of the gene alkbh8, whose product is annotated as alkB homolog 8, tRNA methyltransferase. Gene Ontology annotation, biological process: tRNA wobble uridine modification; tRNA methylation. The record is from RefSeq and is a predicted model, not a curated record. Lineage: Eukaryota; Metazoa; Chordata; Actinopteri; Gymnotiformes; Gymnotidae. Gene Ontology annotation, molecular function: S-adenosylmethionine-dependent methyltransferase activity; tRNA (5-carboxymethyluridine(34)-5-O)-methyltransferase activity; tRNA binding. Gene Ontology annotation, cellular component: cytoplasm; nucleus.